AUGCCCUACCACCAGAGGAGUGGCUUUGCCUGUAUCCUGCUGGAGGAUGUCUUCCAGCUGGGACAAUUCAUUUUCAUUGUCACCUUCACAACCUUCCUUCUUCGCUGUGUGGAUUACAGCGUUCUCUUUGCCAACCAACCAAAAAACCGAACAAGACCUGGGUCGCUCCACAGCAAAGUGACCUUGUCAGAUGCUAUCCUACCCUCAUCCCAGUGUGCCCAGCGGAUCCGCUCCAGCCCCCUGCUGGUCUUCCUGCUCAUCCUGGCUGCUGCCUUCUGGCUCUUCCAGCUGCUUCGCUCGGUCUGCAAACUCUUCAGCUACUGGGACAUCCGGGUGUUUUACAGGGAAGCCCUGUGCAUGCCCUCAGAGGAGCUCAGCUCGGUGCCCUGGGCAGAGGUGCAGUCCCGCCUCCUGGCGCUGCAGAGGAGCGGGGGGCUGUGCGUGCAGCCGAGGCCGCUGACGGAGCUGGACGUCCACCACCGCAUCCUGCGCUACACCAACUACCAGGUGGCGCUGGCCAACAAGGGCCUGCUGCCGGCCCGCUGCGCCGUGCCCUGGGGAGGCAGCGCGGCCUUCCUCAGCCGCGGCCUGGCGCUCAACGUCGAUCUGCUCCUCUUCCGCGGGCCCUUCUCCUUCUUCCGCGGCGGCUGGGAGCUGCCCGACGCCUACAAGCGCAGCGACCGGCGGGCCGCCCUGGCCGCGCGCUGGCGGCGCACGGUGCUGCUGCUGGCGGCCGUGAACCUGGCGCUGAGCCCGCUGGUGCUGGCCUGGCAGCUGCUGCACGCCUUCUACAGCCGCGCGGAGGUGCUGCGGCGCGAGUCCGGCGCGCUGGGGACGCGCCGCUGGUCCCGCCUGGCCCGCCUGCAGCUGCGCCACUUCAACGAGCUGCCGCACGAGCUGCGCGCGCGCCUGGCCCGCGCCUACUGCCCCGCCGCCGCCUUCCUGCGCGCCGCCGCGCCCCCCGCGCCCCUGCUCGCGCUGCUCGCCCGCCAGCUCCUCUUCUUCGCCGGCGCGCUCUUCGCCGCGCUGCUCGUGCUCACCGUCUACGACGAGGACGUGCUCUCCGUGGAGCACGUGCUCACCGCCAUGACCGCGCUCGGGAUCGUGGCCACCGUGGCCAGAUCUUUCAUUCCGGGUGAGCAGGGCCAAGGGCGUCCGCCGCAAAUCCUGCUGCCGGCGGCCUUGGCGCACAUGCACUACCUCCCGGAGGAGACCGGCCCUGCCGGCAGGACCAGCGCUUACCGGCAGAUGGCGCGGCUGUUGCAAUACCGAGCGGUCUCCCUCGCGGAGGAGCUCCUGUCGCCUCUCCUCACCCCACUGUUUCUGCUCUUCUGGUUUCGCCCUCGCGCCUUGGAGAUUAUUGACUUUUUUCGUCACUUCACUGUAGAUGUGGCCGGGGUUGGGGACAUCUGUUCCUUUGCCCUUAUGGAUGUGAAGCGCCACGGCCACCCUCAGUGGCUCUCGGAGGGACAGGCGGAGGCUUCACUGUCAGAGCGUGCCGAGAACGGGAAGACUGAGCUCUCACUGAUGAGGUUCUCCCUGCUUCAUCCACAAUGGUGCCCCCCAGGCCACAGCUCCAAGUUCCUGGGGCACCUUCGAGGCCGGGUGCAACAAGACGCGGCCGCCUGGGGCGCCAGCUCGGUUCGCAGCCCCCUCAGCCCCGGGAUCCUCAGCAACUCUGCCUCCCCUCUGCAGGAGGCCUUCCCGGCCAACCUCUCGAUGCAGCCCCUCGGGCCCCCCCAGGACCUGAGCCCCAUAGUCCCCUGCCCAGCUGCAGCCACGGCCAGCCUCCUGGCCUCCAUUUCCCGAAUGACCCAGGACUCAAGCUGUGUGUCCCCAGGAGGCACUGGGGGCCAGAAGCUGGCCCAGCUCCCAGAGCUUGCGUCUGCUGACAUGAGUCUCCACGCCAUUUACUUGCACCAGCUCCAUCGGCAGCAGCAGCAGGAACUGUGGGGCGAGGCUUCAGCCUCCUCCCUGUCCAGGCCCUGGUCCAGCCCGCCGCAGACACUCUCGCCGGAGGAGGAGAAGCCAUCCUGGUCCAGUGGCUCCAGUCCUGCUUCCAGCCCCAGACAGCAGUGGAGAACCUAGAGGACCCGGAAUCUGUUCCCUGGAGGGUUUCAGGAGCCCACAGACACCCAGAAGGAGCCUGGCCAGGCCACUAGCACCGACUGAGAGAGCUGCUGACGCUCAGUAUUGUCUAACUGGGGUGGAGGCGGGGC
Messenger RNA from Balaenoptera musculus (blue whale), 2219 nucleotides. RefSeq names its product autophagy-related protein 9B-like. Gene Ontology annotation, biological process: autophagy of mitochondrion; protein localization to phagophore assembly site. Gene Ontology annotation, cellular component: autophagosome; phagophore assembly site. The coding region runs from base 1 to 2088 and encodes 695 amino acids. The transcript has 12 exons. The record is from RefSeq and is a predicted model, not a curated record. Lineage: Eukaryota; Metazoa; Chordata; Mammalia; Artiodactyla; Balaenopteridae.